Molecule: messenger RNA, 1407 nt
Organism: Porites lobata
Lineage: Eukaryota; Metazoa; Cnidaria; Anthozoa; Scleractinia; Poritidae
Source: the annotation of a GenBank genome assembly
AUGGAGUACUCAACACAAGGUUAUCGUGCUUUUUGUACCAUACUAAAAUGGAACCCGAGUUGGUCAUCUACCAUAGGAUCUACUACUGUUAUAAGCAUCACCAGUCCCUUGGCUAUUCUGCUGAAUGCAAGUUUGAUUGUUGCCGUCCUGAAGAAAAAGAAGCUUCAGAGCAUCUGUAAUAUCCUAGUGGCCAGUAUGGCAGCUUCCGAUCUUCUCAUUGGCGCAGUGGCCCAACCUCUGUUUCUGAGCGCAGGGUUGUAUCGCUUGCAGGGCGAUUAUGAGAAAAUGUGUACCAUUAUCCUAGCCGGCUUCUUUGCGAUGUACCUACAAAGUGCUUCCAUCUAUCAACUAACUUUCAUAGCCUGGGAGAGGUACAUUGCAAUCGCCAAGGGUUUUAAUUACAAGUUCAUUGUCACUAAAAGCCGUGUUAAGGCCUGUAUUAUAACCAGUUGGGUUUUAACUGCCCUCUCAUUUGUUCCAUCUGCCCUGUAUACAUUAGGUAUUGUUGGCAAAGAGCUCUGGGUCAUCGCUGAUGCAAUCGUAUUUACAAUUCCGCUGUCCAUCUGUUUACUGGCUAUAGUUUACUUCUACGCGGCCAUGUCUUGCUUCCAGGGAAAGGCCAAGAAAACAACCUUCUUAAGUGUCCAGGUCGCAAGAGUUACCUUGGAAAGGAAAAUCACCAAAACCUCAGUCCUUUUAACCCUAUGUCUCUUGGUUUUCUUUUUCCCUACUCUGGUGUUGCUUUUUGUCACAUAUCUAACUCGUUUUAGAGAUAGAGAUGCGUACCUUUGGUGUGUCAUUAUAAUCCAGUUGAAUUCCUGCGCGAGCCCAAUCUUGUACUUCUACAGAAAUCGCCGAUUUAGAAACACUGUUCUACAGAUGCUAAACAUCAAGAAAUCUGAAACAAACGCGAUUGCAUCCAGAGCAGGAAGGAAAGAGAUGCUAGAGAACAACAAAAACGACAAUGAAGCCGCCGCCUUAUCAAACCACUUUGGUCCCCAGCUGCAGAUUCCUAUCAUCGGCAAACAGCACACGGCAAAACCUGACACGCGCGGAGAAUCCAUGACUGGAGAAAUGAAGGGGAUAAAGGAACCAAGGACAGCAUGGAAGCACCCCAAGAAUUUCAUCACGUCCAAGAAGAAAGUCAAUUGUUUUGGCGACGUUGAGGGCCAUUCCCAGACACAUGAAUUGAAGCAAAGAGAGUCCAUGGCAGCGAAGACUGGAACUCAGCGCUUAACCCAGCAGAAUGUCCACUUAUCUCCAAAAGAAAUAACCGGAGAGAAAAAAGUCAGCUCUCUUUAUCAAGACACAAGUGGCCCAGGAACAUCAAAAAGAUGUCAAGAAAUUGUCAGCACAGAUGAGGAAUCUACGCAGAUGAGAUCAGAACUGACGAUUACUUCUGUGUAA